CGUCAUGAAGCCCUGUUCCUUUGGGGCAGCUGGCGAAAACCAUUUCACUCGCUGGAACCGAUGUAGUUGCAGAUGUUCGUUGGACUGCUGAAGACGCGAUUGAGUAGUGUGAAUCUCAUUGCAAGAUAAUGUUCCUGCUGCCACACCUGAUCCAACUCCUGCUCGGUACCAUCGCUGUGUCUACAACUGCAAACGGCCAGGCAAUACAGUCGAGUAACUACGAGUCAUUUGAUGGAUGCAAGAAGGGGUGGGUGUUACCGAAACGGCCUUUCCUCGUUGUCACCACCUUGUCCCUUUUGAACUGCGCAGAAACAUGCUCACGAACUUCCGGUUGCUACUCAAUCAACGCCUGCAGACAGCAAGACUCAUCCAUGCGAUGCAUACUGAUAGCUGAUUUCUCCAGGACCGGUUGUGCUGGACUCGAGGCAAUGAGUAACUGCCGCCAUUUGCAAAACAGUCAGGCUGUCGCAAUGAUGGCAGCUAAUCCUUGCUUCAACGGGGGGUCGUAUAUCAACAGCGCGUGUUCGUGUGUGUGGGGUUUCGCUGGGGCAACAUGUGAACGAAUAGUUAGAGGCUGCAGAGAGGCCUACUUGCUUGGCGUACGUGGAAUGGGCUUCUAUGAAAUCCAACCAUUCGGCUCCCCAAUUUCAUACAUCGUCUACUGUAAUUGCAUGUGGGUCGGCACCGUCUACGCCUUCAAGAGAAUAAUCCCCCCUCCUCCAUCAUGUCAACCCAUAAGCUACAACCGAACGUGGGAGGAGUACAAGACAGGCUUCGGGGACAUCAACUGUGAGUACUUCCUCGGCCUGGAGACCAUCUACCAACUGAACACGUACGAAAAGUUCCAAUGGAACAUAUACAACAUGGUGGACGGAAAGGCGUUUCCGGCAGCUAGCAUCUACCUGGAGAGCACAGUCCUCCAAUCAGAGGCAACUGAUUAUAAAAUUGAUUUUGUUCGAAUUUUCACCAGAUCUUAUGAACAUGGAGAUGACGCCUUUGACCAAAGCGAGAAGCCGAGAAAGUUUUGUACCUUUGACCGGGACUGUGGGGGGUGUGCGGGUAAGGAAGGAGGGGCGUGGUGGUUCACAACCAGCUGUUCGGGAGGAGCAAUCACUGCUGCAGCAGAUAAGAUGUAUUGGCCCGUCAAUGGAGUUGACAAGGUCAUCAACGAGACGUAUAUACAGCUGGAUCAUAUGCUCUACUACUAAGACCACAUUCAUUUCAGUCUAUGUGGUUUGGUACGGUGGCCCAUACCCGCCACUAGUGAGAUCAUUUUUCACUGUAUGCCUCUAUAUUUUAUCUGGCGGCCGCAAGAUACCUCCACUGGUGAGAUAAAAUAUAGAGGCAUACAGUGGAAAAUGAUCUCACCAGUGGCGGGUAUGGGCCACCGUAGUUUGGAGAUGUGUAAUAGAAUAUUAGUAGGUAGCAUACAGAAAUUUUGAAUUUUUUUAGGGAUGGGUCGGGGUGAGGAGCUAAAUACGAGGGGUGGUUAAUAAGUUCUGAUCCCAUUGAAAGACUUUCCCUUUCGUUGAUGUUUAACGCCGCACUCAGCGAUAUUCCAGCUGCAUGACGACGGUUGACAUAAUGAGCAUCGAUCCACGCAAUUGGAUUGAUUGAUUGAAUAUUGUUUUA
Messenger RNA from Haliotis rufescens (red abalone), 1632 nucleotides. Its product is annotated as fibrinogen alpha chain-like. The transcript is spliced from 4 exons. The record is from RefSeq and is a predicted model, not a curated record. Bases 129 to 1208 code for a protein of 359 amino acids. Lineage: Eukaryota; Metazoa; Mollusca; Gastropoda; Lepetellida; Haliotidae.